UGUUUGACAGAUUGCAGUGCAGUAGUGUACACAGUGAACGUGUGUGUUGUUUGUACUGAAUUUUUUUAUGUAGUGAUCAAGGAAAAAUAACCAAAACAAUGGCUACCACGAUGGAGGCGUCUCAGUCCCUCAUCCAGUCUGAGUCCAGGGUGCACUACCAGGAGGUGGUGACGGAAACGAGGCAAGUGAAGAAGAAGAGCAAGUCCAGGCGGCAUAAGGAUGAGGGAUCCAUAUCUGUGUCGAAGAGUUCAGAGAAGUUGUGCAAGAAGAUGAAAGCGGAUAACGAAAACCCGACCUGUGCAAAAUGUUCCCGGCCCGUGUACGCCAUGGAGCGCAUCAAGGCUGAAAAACGAGCCUGGCACAAGGAGUGCUUCCGUUGUGUGCAGUGCAAUAAGCAACUUACAGUGGAGACGUACCAGAGCGACCACACAACUUUAUAUUGCAAGCCGCAUUUCAAGCACCUGUUUGAACCUAAACCUGUGGACGGCGACGAUGAAAUGGAUGCUGCACCUAAGAAGCAUCAAAUGAUUAUCUGUGAAAGUCAACCGGUUGAGCUGCCACCAGAUGUCGUUAGAGCAUCUGACAAGCCGGACCUAGGUCUCGAAGAGCUGGCCUCGCUGGACGUGAAGUCGAGGUUCGAAGUGUUCGAGCGCAAGGCGAAGGAGGAGGAGCCCGUCACCCUGGAGCCCCGGGCGCCGCGGGAGAAGAGCACCGCUCUCCUCUCUAAGUUGGCCAAAUUCAAAGCGAAGGGUAUGGACAUCGGUGUGUCUGAUGAAUACCUCAACGGAGUCCAGGUGGAGCGCAGCUCGAGCGAAGCGGAAGAUGAAGACGAGGACUCGGUGCUGAAGAAGUCGUACGCGCACAACUCGACGCGCGAGCAGACGUCUCUGUGCGACAUGAGCGAGCUGGUGGGGCGCUUCGAGCGCGGCCCCCCCUCCGCCGCGCGACACCACCAGCGCAAGCAGGAGAUACAGAACAUCCGCAGCCGACUGUUCCUGGGAAAGCAAGCUAAGAUCAAGGAAAUGUACGAGCAGUCGGUGAUGCAGUGCGAACAGGGUGUAACUUCAUCAGACAAGAUAGCUCGGGAGCUGGACCUGGACUGUGAGAAGGCACGAGCUAUCAAACAGCGAUUCGAAAACGGAGAGAUCUUCAAUGAUGAGAAUCAACCUCCGAAGAACAGGGAAGUUGACGAUCCGACACUUUUCAAUGAAGGUAUAGCAAAAAAAUCCCGAUCAAUUUUCUUAGAAUUGGACGCGAAUGCGAAGCACAUGGCGCCUCUGUCUCCGCCGGCUCAAGAGCCGCCCAAGCGGAAAGAAAUCCCAUUUGUACCGAAAGACGUCGUUCGUGCCGGCGACAAGUUGGAAGACGUGAAGAUAGAAACUGCUGAUAUAUCCGAUCGGUUCAAGUUCUUCGAGACUUACAAGCCUGAGACCAAGCGUAAGGAGUUCCGCAUGACGCCGCCGAGACAACCGCAGCGGCCCCGGACGCCGUCGCCCGAGCCCUACCACGAGCCGGGCGUGGUGCGCUGCGACGACGGCGCCGCCGACGCCGGCCUCGCCGCCACCCGCCAGACCGCCUCGCGCAUGAUCUCCGUGUUCCGCCAGAUGGAGGAGCGCCGCGAGCGCCCCGACGACCAGCUCGGCCCCAAGCCGCUGAAGCGCUUCACGCCGCCGCCGGCCGACGAGGCGCGCCGCUCGUCGUCGUCGGAGGGCAGCGACGAGGACGACGACAGCGACUACGAGCGCCCCUACGCGCGCCACGCGGACGAGGCGCUGCAGCAGGCUCAGCAGCUGGCCAGAACUAAGAGCUUCCGCGACCGCUUCGAGCACUGGUCUGAGAGUGAACGAGAAAACGAGCCUCGUCCUCCCUCUGCGUUACUCGAGAGGCAGGCAGAGGAGGACGGAGACUCACAGCUAGAGACUGCUAAGAGUUUGCGCGAGAAAUUCGAAAAUAUGAAGGUGCAGACGACAACUGUCACAAAAACAUUUGCACCCAAAGUGAAUAGAUUCGUGUGACCAUCUAGUGAAAACGUCGAACCGCCUCAAAAUUACCAAAGCAUUACAUUAACACCAUAAAUCUUUUAAGAAUCUUGCCACUAAUAAAUAAGAAUCUCGCCCGGGUUGAGAUCUGACUUUUAUACUUUUGACUAUAUUUAUAAAAGAAAUAUAUACUCAUUUACGUAUUACGUCUUCGUUUUUUGAAUUACUAAUUCUAGCGGUAAUUUUCGUUGAUUCAUCAAUUCAUAGAUAAUUUUAAUUUCUUUUCAUUUUUUUAAAUCUUUCAAAUUAUUCAUAGUUAAGGAUGUCUAGUCUAAAAUAAUGUUAGAUAAAAAAAUAAGUAUUAAUUUCGUGACAUGACAUGACUUUAGGUAUUACAAAAGUUUUGAUAAAAAGAAAAAAUAUAUAUAUUUAUUUACAUUUGUUAUAUGACUGAUAGUUAUUGCAUUUUUGAAACUGGUGCCUUAACGUGCAAUGUGUUUUAAUCGUCUGUGUACUUUUUCAAUAUAUUUAUAAUAAAUAUAUAAAAGUUACAUAGUUUAUAAGGACUUUUUGCAGUAUAAUAAAUAUUUUUUUUAAUUUGAUAUAUUUAAAUGUUGACGCUGAGGCGUUAGUACAUAAGGCAUUAUAUGAAUCUCUUAAAUGUCUAUUUACCCACAUGUUAUAGGAAAUCUUCAAUACUUGACUUCCGUUGUAAUUUUUUGUCAACUAUGAAAUAAAUUAAUUUCACUGUACGAAAAUAUAACUAUCUAUUUCUUUGUAUGGAAUAAAUCUCUUGUAUAAGAUAAGAUUGGAAUCAAUACUAUUGUCACGAUGCAUCGGUGUAAUUGUAUUUUUAUUAUAAUAUAUUCUAAUGUAAAUUCUUGCCAAAUGACUGUUCUUAUUUUGAAUUUUUAUUCUUGACAAUAUGUAUUAUUUAUCUAUGGUUAUCAUUUAUAAGAUUUAAAUAUUAUCAACAAAAAAAACUAACUAACUUUGUUUUUAAUAUAUUCUGUUUCAUAAUUUAUUUGCUUGUAUUUUAAAGUAAAGUAAUUAAAAUUCAUAUAUUUAUUUUGUAUCUUAUGUGCCAUUGCCGAGGUCCAUUAUCGCACAAUUAAAAAGAAGUGUUUUUUUUUUUAUUUUAUAGUAUUUUAUGUUAACAUUACAAUUGUAAUUACUCAUUAGUCUAGAAUUUUAUUUAUGUGACAAUAAUUAAUAUAACUUUAUUGCAUGUUCAUUGUAAUCAAAACAUUUUAUGGUAUUCUUAGUAAGUUUAUAUUUGACUGAAUAACUUUUUCAUAUUGUUUGUACUUAAAUACUGUUGUGUCGGUGUUUUUUUUUUAAAUAUAUUACAAAAACUGCGAUAUUUAUAAGGAAUAAUAAUAAAGAAAAUUAUUUAAA
Molecule: messenger RNA, 3377 nt
Organism: Vanessa tameamea
Lineage: Eukaryota; Metazoa; Arthropoda; Insecta; Lepidoptera; Nymphalidae
Exons: 17
Coding region: 99-2015 (638 amino acids)
Biological process (GO): actin filament bundle assembly
Cellular component (GO): plasma membrane; actin cytoskeleton
Molecular function (GO): actin filament binding
Source: RefSeq, a predicted model, not a curated record